Molecule: messenger RNA, 3425 nt
Organism: Jatropha curcas
Lineage: Eukaryota; Viridiplantae; Streptophyta; Magnoliopsida; Malpighiales; Euphorbiaceae
Product: N-acetylglucosaminyl transferase component family protein / Gpi1 family protein
Biological process (GO): peptidyl-histidine phosphorylation; phosphorelay signal transduction system; GPI anchor biosynthetic process
Cellular component (GO): plasma membrane
Molecular function (GO): protein histidine kinase activity; ATP binding
Source: RefSeq, a predicted model, not a curated record
AUCGUCUGUCCUUUCAAACUCACCGGAACACUUCAUCAUUUCUCACCAAAAAAAGGGGAAAAAAACAUAUCAAAGCUGCACGUUGUUAGUUGAGGCAUUUCGUCAAACGGUUUGAAAUCCAAUCACAAGCAACAGUUUAUUCUAGAACUCAUAUUGUUAUAAUCUCAUCCAAACCAUCGCACGUAGCUGCACAUACCGCCCUAUACAGCCGACCGUCGGUCGAUCGGCAACCAGAUGUCGAUGGUAUCACCCUUUCACUCGCUCUGGUCGAUAAGUCGCCCAUUCCCAGUAACUCUCUUUCUGUACUAUCGUCAUGUUUAGGCUCAGAGCGCGUUGGGCUUAGUCUUUUUUUUGCUUCAAUCAUUGGCUUUUUCCACUUCUACUUGUGAAUUUUUGAUAGAUACUUUUCAUUUUUUUGUAAUGUUCGGCUUGCUUUCUUUCCAUUUUUUUCCUAUUAUACACAUAGAUUGUUCUGCAUUUUCUGCCUAAAUAAUUCUUUAGCAGGAUUGGAAUUUUUGAGAGGUGGGUGAAACGGUGAGUUUUGGCAAACGUUAGGUCUUGGGUUCACUAAACCCAAUGUACUGCGAACUGCUUUACUUCUCUGUUUCUGUCUCUAUCUAAUUUCCCAUAAAGCCAAAGGAGCUAACAAUGGUGGCAAGCCGGAAGCUACAAGAUUAGAUUGAUUGAAGUUUCGUGAAGGACGAUGUUUGAAUUGUAGUCCUCUAGCGCCAAACGCCGUUAAAAUAGAUAUCUAUGUGCAUUUUGCAGUAUUAUUGAUGAGGUGACCGCAAAAAGAAAAGGAAAGAGAAAAUGAGAAGAAAGUGCAGGAUUUGGUGGCCAAAAUUCUUGGCGUCAAGUGAACAAACUUCAACUCAUUUAUUGUUUGGUUGGUUUAUUUCAUGCUCUUCAGAUUCCAUUGAUGUUGUAGUAGCUUUUGCUUGCAAUGAGGCUUCUCUCCCCCGUUGCCGAUCUGGUCUUCAGGAAAUCAUCCAUGACACAAAUGGGAAAAUGCCUGUAUUUCUACAGGAUAAAUCAUUGUUUUCCUUGCUAGGUCAGAGUUCUGGAAAUUGCAUCGGUAAUAGAAAAGCACUGAAGUUUAAAAUGGAAGAAGAUAAUUGGAGAGUGUCCUGUACCAACGGCAUUUCUUCAGCAACCAACAUGCAAGACACAUUUGGGGAAAAUUUUGGAGGAAGGAGCUGUGGUUGCAAUCACUUUGAGGGAUCAGUUGAACAAAAUUGGGAAGGUUUGGCAAAAGGCAGCCUCUGGAUCCAGCUGGUAUAUGAUUCUCAUGAACAAUAUGCUGGAGAUGUUUAUUGGCUUCCUAAAUUGCAUCACCUUCAUUGGAAUGGCCAAAUUGUAUCACUAAUAGAUGUCCACUUAAUAGUUUAUGAAACUCCCAUAUAUGGCACGCACCAUUUCUCACUGAAUUCUUCAAAUCCUUUUGAGGAAGUGAAAGCUCCUCUCAAGAAGCCCAAGUGGGUUGAAGAACUUGAAAAAAAGCUUCCUCUAUCUGACUUGGAUGCAGACAUUUUGGCAAUCAACAGUGCUGCUGCUGCGAAAAUAGUUAUUGAGAAACACAUGGACUCUAAGAGAAUGUGUGCUAGAUUUUCUAUCAUCCACAGGUGUGUUGUUCUUAUUUGGCAUGUAUUUGCCAUUUCAGUGGCAUGCUUUUCCACCCUGUUCUAUUUCGCUCUUCAGUUGUUGCAUGGACUUUCUAGUUUUGGGUCAAAAACACAAGUGUAUGUUAUAUCAGCAAGGAUAUUCUGCACUACAUGGACAAAUAUCAGAAUCCACUUUUGUCAGAUCAUGUAUUGGCCCAUUUUUCUUCAAGACAAUGGUCUUAGGUUGCAAUCUUGUGUGGAAUAUGCAGAGAAAACUGCAUUACUUAGGCAUUCUAUGUGGUCGAGUUUAGUUGUUGAUCUUCUCUUGGGAAACUUGAUUGGAUUUUCAAUCUUAUUGAAUGCGGAACCUACUUGCUCAUGGAUUUCAACCUUUGCCAAUGAUGUUACAAAUGAAUUGCUGCGGUCAGGCUGCGUGUGGUUGAUGGGAGUACCGGCAGGUUUCAAGUUGAACACAGAGCUGGCAGGAAUUCUUGGCAUGAUUUCUCUUAAUGCAAUACAAAUUUGGUCUACCCUCUGGACCUUUAUUGGCUACUUUUUCAUUUAUUUCAUCAAAGCACUUGCUCUAUUAGGAAUUCUUUUGGGAGCUACUGUUCCUGCUGCUUUGGUCAUGGACACGAUUUGCUUCUCAACUUUACAUGUGUCAACUCUUCAUUGUGCAAUCUCACUCUUGUAUUCACGACAGAUUCAGGCAUUAGCUGCUCUGUGGCGUCUUUUCAGGGGUCGAAAGUGGAAUCCUCUUCGUCAGAGAUUAGACAGCUAUAACUACACUGUGAAGCAACACAUUGUUGGAUCCCUUCUGUUUACACCACUUUUACUUCUGUUGCCAACAACUUCUGUUUUCUAUAUUUUCUUCACCAUUUUGAACACAGCCACCACCUUUAUUUGUGUAUUGAUUGAAGUUACUAUAUCAAUGAUCCACGGUACACCUUAUGCUAAAAUUUUCCUUUGGUUGGUGAGCCGGAGAAGAUUUCCAUCUGGGAUAUGGUUUGAAAUACAAUCUUUUCGUAGUGGUUCUUCAGAGUCUGUAUUUCUUGGUGAAGUUUGUUCAUCAUCUAAGUAUUCAGAACAAGAGAAGGAUACUUGCAUGAAGAGAUCUAGCCUUCUUGUUUCAUUUCUUCACAGUAACUUCUUGAGCUUAGGACAAGUAGUGUUGCCUCACUACAAGAAGAUUUUCUCUGGGAUUUCUGGUUUUGUCACUUCAUCAGCUUAUGGAGCUCUUACAGGUAAAAGAACUGCAUCAACUUUGGGGGCCAGCCUGCCUUCAAUAUUGCCAUGGAUGUUUAUCCCUAGCAGAGAGUAUUGGUGCCUCUGCUACAAUUCAAUUCUUGCAUGCAUGGCCGAACGUGACUGUUCGAAAUGUCAAUGAUUUAAUCCGGUAGAACUCAUUGCUUCCUUUUUUAUUGCAUUGAAAAGUUUUGCAGAGAUAAUCCGAAAUCUUUGUUUUGGCUGAAAUUUGGUUUUCAAGCUGGAAGAAGUUAUGACUUGUGUUGGCAGAAUUGGAAAUUUUGUGUAGGAAGGAAAUUGCAAUAGCAGGAGUUUGCACCCUUAAAAAAUUUGUUGACCUAAUUCGUUUGCAUUAUUAUAAAACAUGGUACAAAAUAUGAGUGAAGAUUGUCUUUACCCUUUAAUAGUUGCAAGUUGUUGAUUGUUGGUGUGAAUUUAGGCAAAACUUACCUACCCUGAUAUUCCACUAAGAUUUAUGAACUUCAAAAUGGGUUUAACCCUGAGUGCAUGCAUGUAUAUAGAAAUAGUGUACAAGUAUCUUUUUGGCUAAAUUUUAACUUUGCAUUGCUAACUUUGAUU